Molecule: messenger RNA, 1793 nt
Organism: Caenorhabditis angaria
Lineage: Eukaryota; Metazoa; Nematoda; Chromadorea; Rhabditida; Rhabditidae
Source: the annotation of a GenBank genome assembly
AUGGAGCUCUCAAUGUGUUCUGGGCAAAGAAUGAAAGAAUUGAUAAAGAUUCACAUGGUUCCACGACAUUAUGCUGAGUUUACCGAGAAAUAUUUCGACAAGAAACUUCUCAAACACAAAAAAAUUGAUUUGGAUAUUGGUUUAGGUUUAAUUUUCGAUAUGUAUGAUAAGAAACCAGAAAUGAUGGGUAAGUUAGAAUGUAUUUCAUCAUAUUUCAUAUUUCGAAAUCACAAAAUUCAGAUUUUUAUGGUCCAUUUACCAAGUUCAUGGAUGCAUUGAUGAUUGCCAAUCGUCGUCCAUCAUUCACAAAACAAGAAAUUGCGUAUUGGGUGGUAAUAAAAUAUUUAUAUUUGAAAAAUCAUCUCUAUAAAAUACAAUUACAGAAAAUUUAUAAAAUCCAACCUCGUCUUGUCACUGGAAAAAAUGGAGUUGAAUACGUCUUUUUAAGCGAAGCACAAGCGUAUUUUACCGACACUUUAUCGGUUGACAAAGGAAGAAAAGUAACAGUCGAAGAAUUAGGUAAUUAUUGAUGUCUAAACUAUGUUUUCGAAAUUUAACGAAUUAUUUCAAUCAGGUAUGGCCUUUCCAAUUCUACCACAAGGUUUUCAUCAAGUAUUAUCCAAACAAUAUUUCUUCGACAAUUCUGACAAAAUCGGUUGUGUUUUACCAUUACGCAGAGAUCAUAUUUAUGUUCCUGGAUAUAUGAAUGUUAUGCCAGUUACUUCACCAAAAGGAACAUAUUGUAAUUGGGGAGUUGAUGCAUUCAGAAAAGUUGUACAAUUUAUUAGUUUGGAAUUGAACGUGUUCGAAUUUUGUCCUCCAGAGAAAUAUUGCCAAUUUCACGAAAUUAUCCAAAGUCUCAAUUCAUUGUUCCCACCAGAUUUGGUGAGUUGGAGAAAAAAUAACGAUUGCCAAUGUUUUUCAUUCAGAAUACGCCAGUUUUCAUCGAUGAAGAUUUGGUGAAAACAGCUUGUGAAACUUUGAGAGAGAAAUUCAAGCCAAUUUUGGUUGAACAGGCAAGAAAUUACUCAACUAUAAAAUAUUAAAAUAUUUUGUUUCUAGCCAUACGAUGAUCUUUCUUUCAAAUCCGAAAAUAUCAAAUUGACACCUGAAUCCAUUUUGGAACAUAUCAAAAAUGCUCGACCAUUCUGCAAACAAUUUUUCAGUUUGGAAGCAGCCAUUGAAGCCGCCUUUUUUGAAACUGAAUUUGAACAUGGAGAAUUAGGAGAUGAUGAUGAAGAUGGAUUAUCACUUUCUGAAAAGAUUUUCAAACUUCGCGAAGAAGCUAUUGUUUUCAUGAUGCUUUUCGAAUUCCCACAGGUUGCUUUUUUAUUAUUCAAUUUUCAAAAGCAAAUAUAAUUUUGUUUCAGUUCGCAUAUUUUUAUCAUCAUCAUGAGCGGUGUCAAUUGUUUCCAAAAUGUUAUUGUGACUUUGAUAUUCGCGGUUUGCUCGAAUCAACAAAACAUUCGAAAUGUGAUGAAGAUAUCUUGGAAAUUGAUGAUGUUACACUCCACUUUUUUGACAAAUUAAUCGAAGAUUCUGAUUCAAUCAAGGAAACAUAUGCUGAAACUUCUCAAAUCUACCAUAAUAAUAAUGAACAACUUGAAGCUGAAGCUGAAAGGGCUGCUAGAAAAAAUGAAAAGAACCGCAGAAAACGCGAAAGAAAUGCACUAAAGGUUAGUAAUUUAUAUAGAGACUUUUAAGUAUAAUUUUUCAUAUUUACUUGUUUUCAGAAACGUGAAGCCAAAAAUAAUGAAAAUGAUGAUUCUGCCUGUGAUUUGGGUUCUGUUUAA